AUGAAGCUUAUCAACACCUGGGCGAUCGCCGCCGUCUGGAGAGAAGCCCUCGCGAGACGGCAAUUGACAACUCCUAUCUCCAAUCUUGUCCAUAUCCUCCACAUCAGCGGGCUUGGCCACCAUCGGCUGGCUGGCGGCGCGGCCAUUCCCGAGCGGAUUCCAUGGGCUGUGACCGGCCGCGUGCUCCUCUCCGCACCUCGACUGGAGGGGCCUGUUUCCCCAGAUAUGUCUUCGAUUCCCAGAUUGCGACCAUGUGACACGUGCCGGCAUCGCAAGACCAGGUGUGUCAAGCCGCCGGACAAGGAUCAGUGCAUCCUGUGCGCCUUUCACGGCAAGAAGUGCACCUAUCUACGGGGUCCGCCGUCCCGGCCUCGACGGCAGAGUGGCACGUCCCCGGCACAUGCGCAUACACAUCUACCUACACAAACAUCUUUCGAUAGGGCAGCGAUAGUCAGUGCUCCUCUUGCUGACAAUGAACUCAUCACCGAGCUUCCACACUCCGAGGGCCAUGAUAUGUCCCCUGCCAGCAGUGGCCCGGAUAGGCCACUGGAGGGAGCGUCGCCUGAGGACUUUAUGUCUACGGCACCGGCUCUAUCUCUGCUCGAGGGCACACUCGGCCUUGACCUCGACACCCACCCCGAGUUUAUCGGACCCAGUAGCUUCCUCGAACCCGCACUCCUAGACAUCCAACGGCCCCGAGAUGCCUCCACUACUGGACAGCCAUCGGCGCCACACCGGCCGCCACCAGGCGGCCAGGCCCGCCGCCUCGACGACCGGACCAUGUUCCUCGUGCACCCGGACGAGGCGACGGCCUCGGAGGCGCAGCGCGUGGCCGACUGCGACGCCAUCGAGGACUGCGUGCGCCCGCUGGGCAAGGCCCUCGUCAACCUCUACUUCCGCAUCGUGCACCCGAGCUACCCGAUCCUGCACAAGGGCGUCUACCUCGCCAAGCACGCCGUCUCGCACCGCAUGUUCUCCCCGCCGCUCCUCGCCGCCGUCUACCUCAUCGCGCUCGACUACCAGCUCUACGACCCGGCCACCACCGCGGGCGGCGGCGGCGGCGGCGCGGCCCCAGCGCGGCCCAACGGGCAGGCGGCGCUUGAGGAGAUCGCGGAGCGCACCAUGGCCGACGACCUGCGCCGGCCCAAGCUUAGCACCCUGCAGGCGGGGCUCCUGCUGCUCCAGCGCAGCCGCAUCGGCACGGGGCCGUCCGGGUGGAUCCUGACGGCGCAGAUGGUCGCCCUGGCGCAGGGGCUCGGCCUGCACGUCGACUGCAGCGACUGGUCGAUCCCGGAGUGGGAGAAGGGCCUGCGGCGCCGCCUGGGCUGGGCGCUCUACAUGCAGGACCGCUGGGGCGCGCUGGCGUGGGGGCGCCCGACCCUGCUCGCCGACGACAGCUGGGACCUCCGGCCCUGCGCGCCAGCCGACUUCCCCGAGGCGGCGGACGAGGAGCAGGCCUCGGAGGCGGAGGCGGCCGCCGACGGCUCAGUGCCCGCCGACACGGGGCGCGAGGCCUUCAUCCGCCAGACCGAGCUCGCGCGCCUGCUGUCGCAGGUCCUAUCGUGCUUCUACACCACCGCCGCGACCAAGCCGGGCGGCGCCCUCGACGCCAUGGGCCCCGCGGCGGCGGCGCAGCUCGCCAAGCCGCUGAUCCUGCACCUGCGGGAGUGGCACGCCGCCCUGCCGCCGGACCUCGGACUCGAGCACAUCGUCUUCCGGCGCCUGUCGUGCGCCGCGCCGCUGCAGCUCGCGCACGCGGCCGUCGAGGUCGCGAUCUAG
This is a messenger RNA of Thyridium curvatum, 1779 nucleotides long. RefSeq lists its product as uncharacterized. Gene Ontology annotation, molecular function: zinc ion binding; DNA binding; DNA-binding transcription factor activity, RNA polymerase II-specific. Lineage: Eukaryota; Fungi; Ascomycota; Sordariomycetes; Thyridiales; Thyridiaceae. The record is from RefSeq and is a predicted model, not a curated record. Bases 1 to 1779 code for a protein of 592 amino acids. Gene Ontology annotation, biological process: DNA-templated transcription. The transcript has a single exon. Gene Ontology annotation, cellular component: nucleus.